AUGCAAUUUGGUGGUAUCCAGGCGAGGAAGAAAACCGAAAUCUUCAAGAGGCUCCCAUUUAAUUAUUGUUCGUUGUCGUUACAACCGUUUGAGCAUCCCGUAUGUACCCCCGAUGGCAUUAUCUUUGAUUUAAGAACUAUUUACCCUUAUAUAAAGAAACAUGGAACAAAUCCUGUUACAGGCGAAAAAUUAGAAGCCAAGUCGCUCAUAAAACUUAAUUUUUCAAAGAAUUCCAAUGGUGAAUAUCAUUGCCCUGCCACGUUUAGAGUUUUCAACGAUCAUACACAUAUAGUCGCAAUAAGGACAACGGGAAAUGUGUACACAUAUGAAGCAAUCGAACGCUUAAAUAUCAAAUCGAAAAAUUGGAAAGAUUUGUUGACUGAUGAACCUUUCACGAGAAAGGACAUCAUCACCAUACAGGAUCCGCAUAAUAUAGAGUCACGCAAUUUAUCAAAUUUCUAUCAUCUCAAAAAUGAUUUAACCGUCGAUGAUGAGGAUAAGUCCUCGAUCAACGAUCGUUUAAAUGAUAUAAAUCUUGGCGCCACUGGUUCAGCCGCUCGUGUGUUGGCAAAAAUUUCUGGUCAAAAAGACGAAGCUUCCGACCGAACCAAGGAUGCUGACGAUGAGUCGAAAUCCAAUCAAGCUUCUCCCUCGUCUCCUUUAAAACAGAAAAAAAAGGUUAUACCAUACAAUGCGGCGCCUUACACGCGUGGGCUUGCAGCUGCAUCAUUUACUUCCACAGCAAUGACACCUGUGACAGAAAACGAAAAUGCACUUAUUGAUGAGGAAGAAUUCAUGUUCAAAGAAGUUAAAUCUAAAGGUUACGCUCGCAUAAUCAAAAAUUUCAUGAUUCAAGGUGGUGAUCCUACGGGCACCGGUAGAGGAGGAGAAUCAUAUUGGAAGAAAGAUUUCGCGGACGAAUUCAAGAGCAAUCUGUCCCAUAGUGAACGUGGUUUAUUGAGUAUGGCAAAUCGAGGGAAAAAUACUAAUUCAUCUCAAUUUUUCUUUACUUUCCGACCCUGCACCCACUUGGACAAUAAACACACUAUCUUUGGUAAAUUAGUGGGAGGAAAAGAGGUUUUGGAUAAAAUGGAGUCUGUACCUACAGACGAUUCUGAUCGACCCUUAAGUGAAAUAAGAAUAACCGAUGUCACUGUUUUCGUGGAUCCAUAUGAAGAAUAUAAAAACCGGUUGGAAAAAAAGCUGAGCCGCGAAGCGGGAAUUGUCAAAAAAAGGAAGAUUUCUCCAAAGGAUGAACAGGAUUCAACCACCAAUUGGUUUGGUACGAAAUUAACAUCAUCCGGUAAUCUUAAAGAAGAUAGCAAAGUUGGGAAAUAUUUGAUGUCAUCGAACAAGAGAGAAAUAGACGAUGCCUCAAAUAAGGAUCUUUUGAUAGAAUCGACACCAAAAAAACCAAAACCGUCUGGGUAUGACUUUGAUUUUAAAUCGAACGUUUUACUUAAACUUCUAUUAACGCAGCUCUCGGGGGUCAUAACCGACGCCUGUUGUGAUUACGAAACUGUCGAAAAGGUGAAUGAAGAUAUUGCGCAACGAGUACAAGAACUGGUUAAGACCAAUUUCUUUAAAUAUUAUAAGCUUAAUCUUUAUAAAGAAUGCCCGUUUUGGAUGGAAAACGGACAGUGCAUGAAUCGGGCAUGUGCGGUGGAGACCGUCGAUGAGUCUCAUAUUCCAGAAUCGUGGCGUAGUAACGUCCUCGGAGCUUUACAAACCUCAUCGGCUGGAAUACUUUUUCACCCUUACAAGAAAUGUGAAUACAGCGAUCAAGAUUUCUGCGUAGUUGAAGACGAAGCUGAUGUUGAGGGCGUCUUCGUCAACCUUCACGAUAACCCCGAAAGGUUUACAGGAUAUGCUGGAGCGUCAGCUAGUCGCGUCUGGAAAGCCAUAUACGAGGAAAAUUGUUUUAACUUUCUUCACGCAAUCCAUGACCAGACAAGUAGGAAUAAUCUAGCCGGAUUGCUCCAAGAAGUUGCCGAAAAGUCGGAGAAUGGUAAUGAUGUUUGUUUCGAGAAACGGGGGCCCAAUCUCGACUGUUUCAUCUCUCGUUUUGGUUCUCAUCCGGAACGUAUUCAAAAUGUAUAUUUCGACUAUGUCGUUUUGAUGAGAGCCAUUUCAAAGAUGUCGGAAUAUCUUCGAGGUUAUGAGUUUUGCACGGGUGACAAAGUUCAAGAUGCCCAGGUUAAAAAAAUGGUUAGUAAACUUGUGAAUACGGCCGAAUCGUGUCCCGGAACAUUUGACGAAAAGCAAAUGUUUUCGUCUCCUGAAUCUAGGCUAUUAAAGGAAGAAUUUAAAAAUCAUUUUAGGAAUGUUUCCCGAAUUAUGGAUUGUGUCGGAUGCGAAAAGUGUCGCUUGUGGGGAAAGUUGCAGAUAUCUGGCCUCGGGACAGCAUUGAAAGUACUCUUUUCUUACGAUGAUGAAUAUUUUAAUCCGAAAGUACAUCCGAAUUUAUUAACGCGUACAGAAAUUGUAGCACUUUUUAAUACAUUUAAUCGAUUCUCCGAGAGUCUUAAAGCUAUUGAACGUUUCAGACUGAUGUAUCAACAAAGAAUUAAUGACUUGAAAGUAGAUGAACUCCAGAUUGUUGAAACUCCUCCACCAAUUGUCAUCACGAAACCCGCAAACAUCACAAACAAAUCCGUUAAUCAUUUCCCAGAAACAGGUUUCUUUAUAGAUCUAAUGGCUUUAAUUAAGGAGAUGAUUUCACUUCGUGUCGUGCACGUCUAUAGUAUAAUAUUGCAGAAACUUGAACAGUGGCAUGUUAAACAGAAAUCUUGA
Messenger RNA from Acaulospora colombiana, 2793 nucleotides. NCBI's taxonomy places the organism in Eukaryota, Fungi, Glomeromycota, Glomeromycetes, Diversisporales, Acaulosporaceae. The record is from the annotation of a GenBank genome assembly.